CUUCCUGUGCCGGGCGGGGUCAUGACCUCGCUGCGUUGCCGCCCUAGGUCGACUCGGCCUUAAAUGAGCUGCCCGUUGCUAAAUGUACUGUACACACUGAGGAGACAAAGGCAGCAGGCCGGGCGGGUGUGUGUGCGUGCGUGCUCGCUAACGGCAUUUUUGCCAGAAGUCUGAAAGGCUUAGCAGGAGUGUGUGCGCUUGCAUUCGUGGUGUUGUCCGUACCUUAAUAAGUGCUCGCUAACAGCACGUGCGGCUCUAUAAGGACACAUCUUCAGUGUGCGUGUGAUGCAUCUGAGUCGGGUGGCUGCCCUCUGCACGCUGGCUCAUCACGCGAGCUCGAGGCUUCUCUGCGCACGCCUCCUGAGCAGCUGUGCCGGACCCUUCUCCCCCUCUCACCACCACCGCCGCUUGCAACAUCCGCAGAAGCAGCAGCAGCGCCUACGUGAGCAGUACGCACAGCGCAGAGGCAUGAGGCUCGUGCGCUUCAGCGAGACGAGCGGUGAUGCUUCGCCCCGCCUGGGCUUGGAGCUGGAGGCAGGGGGAGACGUGGUGGCGCUGGGAGGAAGCCGCUUCCAGGGUGGGGACAUGGUCGCCUUCUUGGAAGGCGGAGAGGAGGCGAUGCAAGCGGCCCGGAGGUCGCUGGACCUGCGGGAGGUGGUGGUGCCCCGAAGCCGGCUGCGGCUCCACGCGCCCGUGCACCAGCCCGACAAGGUGGUGUGCGUGGGCAUGAACUACCGCGACCACUGCACCGAGCAGAACGCGGCCGUGCCCACGGAGCCGAUCAUCUUCAGCAAGUUCGCGAGCGCCAUCACGGGGCCCUACGACGACAUCGUCCACUCGGACGAGACCAAUGAGCUGGACUGGGAGGUGGAGCUUGCAUUUGUCAUCGGGAAGCAGGGGAAGCGGAUCGAGGAGGCGGCGGCGAUGAGCCACGUCGCGGGGUUCACGGUGGCGCACGACGUGAGCGCGCGGGACUGGCAGAUGCGACGCAACGGGCGGCAGUGGCUGCUGGGAAAGACGUUCGACUCGUUCUGCCCGCUCGGCCCCGCUCUCGUCACGCCCGACGAGCUCUCUGACCCGCACAAGCUCGGCAUCCGUUGCCGGGUCAACGGGCAGCUCGUGCAGGACAGCAGCACUGAGCAGUUGAUCUUCAAGACGGAGGCGCUGAUUGCCUGGGUGUCCCGGUUCGUGACCUUGUACCCGGGCGACGUCUUCCUGACGGGCACUCCGCCCGGGGUGGGCGUUUUCCGCAAGCCCCCCGUCUUCCUUAAGAGAGGAGACAUGGUGGAGUGCGAAAUUGAUCAGAUUGGAUCCAUCGCAAACAAAGUGGUGUAGCGAAGAUCGUCGCCAAUUCUUUGCAUUGCAGUUGCUUGUUUCGACCACUUAAAUUGUACACAAGCCAAUCUUUUUCAUGCAGAUUUGAUUAUUGACGCCACCCGUGCGACAAAAGUGCGCGCGCAAAUCUGAGAAGACAACUACUUGUAGCUUUUGGAAUUGUCACGCACCAGGUAUUAUCUACGCAGGUAACCGCGCAAAGCGCACGCACGGACUCCACCGAGCGUCGCCCAUGUAUUAUUUGUCAAGACAUUUGAGGGACUACUUUCGGCGGUGACGUGGCCGAGCGGUCCCGUGUUUAUCGCUCGUUGCAUAAGCUUUCGGUUCUAGGCCAGCGGCCGCCCUGGUAAACACUGCCGAGUGGACGAACGAAACGGGCGGUUCGCUUGACAGUGGCCAUGUGCAGCCGGCUUCAUGGGCUAAUCAUGAAAAUGCCCCCCCCCCCCCCCCCCCCAAGCUGUUUUGGGUGAAAUAAUUUGUCAUGGUCAUCUACAGGAGAACUCUGUGGGAUUAUCCACAGUUUUAUUCCCUUCAACUGCUGGGUAAAAAAUAAAUCGUGGAUAACUGGAGGUUAUAUCACGAAUUUGCUGUGCCGGAGGGAGGGGGGUGGGAAGUCGCAGGCAUUCAGAAGCCGCUUUGCCAUGCAUUUAGUAAAAUAGCGGAUAAUAGAAAGAAAUAGGGCCGUGGAUUAGUUUUCGUGGACCAUAUAGCUACAACAAAUAGGAAUGUCGAAUUUCUUUCCCACUCUACGUAGCCAACCGUGCUAAUAGGUGCGAGUCAUGGGUAAUAGGGCCGUGGAUGAGUUUCAUACCGAGACAACUGCAGACGAUACUCGUCUGUGAAACAUGGCGCCUCCAUGGUGGCCUUGUGCUCAAAGAAUGUAGCGAGUACCAAAUGUGCCAAUGAUCUGAUUCGAAGUGCUGUUGAAGAGCCCCCAUUUACUGAGAUUGCCAAGGUUAGGGACUCACCCCUGCAUCCCCCACACCGACUGGGUUAGUACCGCCUUUUACACCAUUCCCCAAUGGAAACAGUGUGGAAGAGUUGAACCAAUAAAGUUGUGAACACCCACCCACCGAAUUUAUUCCGUAGGCACAAAUCGUGUUCUGCGAACACAAUACAAUAAAAAAAAUCUUGCAUAUUU
This is a messenger RNA of Petromyzon marinus (sea lamprey), 2476 nucleotides long. Its product is annotated as oxaloacetate tautomerase fahd2, mitochondrial-like. Lineage: Eukaryota; Metazoa; Chordata; Hyperoartia; Petromyzontiformes; Petromyzontidae. The record is from RefSeq and is a predicted model, not a curated record. Gene Ontology annotation, molecular function: catalytic activity.